AACCUGAAACCUCCCGAAUGCGCAUCUGCAAACUCUACAGUAGGCUACAUGUUGCAUAUCAGAGAGGCAGUUACCCUGUUAACUUGUCGCAGAUGCAGGUGAUCCAGCACCCCGCAGAGACAAUUCGCACAGCCCUGGUGUCCAGCCGCUGUGACCUGACUGAUCGCUACCAUAAGUACAGUCGAGAAGAGCGGAGGCUCCUGGAGGAGUGUCUCUGCCUGGGGGAUGGGUCCUUGUUCCGGCCCAUCACUGUGCACUCUGACUUAGACUGGAUCCACUUGCACCCAGAGGAGCCGCAGGACUUCCAGAGUUUCUAUAGCAACCCCUACCGCAGCAAACCCAUCAAGGGUCACAGUACUAUCUACCUACAGAUCAUCGGUAGGUGGGUCCACAGGAGGCAGAGGACAGGCCAGUACGUGAGGUGGUUGAGGGACUACUGCCAGGCCUUCUAUUAUUGGCUGGUGGUUAAGCUGUUGCCUCCAGUGACCGUUGCUGCCACAGACUGUGCCUUCAGGAUCAACAGCAGUUCACACAACCUACAGAUCCACGCAGGGGAUUUGCUGCGGUUUCUUCAGAAGAGGAAACCAUAAGAUGCCUUCGGCAUCAUGGGCAUCACUGUGAUAGAUCUCUUCCCCAAAGAUUCCUGAAACUUUGUGUUUGGACAGGCCUCUCUCACUGAAGGAAUGGGAGUUUUCAGCUUUGCCAGAAUGGUGUCAGUUUCAGUAUCAAUCCCUAUUGUCCUAGGGUGGCCUAUUGAACAUAAGUCUGAUCUUUGGCCCUGUCUAGAAAUGGAUUGUUAUUGGUUCCGUCUUAUCCCCUACAUUUAUGCCUAUCCCUCCUCUGUUUGGUUCCAGAUGGUCACCCAUGAGAUAGGGCACAUAUUCGGGGUGAAAUACUGCCAGUGGAUGCAGUGUGUCAUACAGGGUUCCAACCACCUGGAGCACUCAGACCGCCGGCCCCUGGACCUUUGCCUGGUCUGCCAUCGGAUUCAAAAUGGCUGACAGAUACAAGACCUUGCUGCGAUGGAUAGAGAAGGGGGGAACGGCUAGCCCUGGACAGCCCACUAUCUCCUAGUCAGACUCCGAGCCCUACUGUCCCAAACCCACUCUGCCCUUCCAGACCUUCAGACAGUGGCUCAGGAG
Oncorhynchus tshawytscha (Chinook salmon) is the source of this 1142-nucleotide messenger RNA. It is a transcript of the gene amz2, whose product is annotated as archaemetzincin-2. NCBI's taxonomy places the organism in Eukaryota, Metazoa, Chordata, Actinopteri, Salmoniformes, Salmonidae. The record is from RefSeq and is a predicted model, not a curated record. Gene Ontology annotation, biological process: proteolysis. Gene Ontology annotation, molecular function: metallopeptidase activity.